Molecule: messenger RNA, 7519 nt
Organism: Haplochromis burtoni (Burton's mouthbrooder)
Lineage: Eukaryota; Metazoa; Chordata; Actinopteri; Cichliformes; Cichlidae
Gene: phf3
Product: PHD finger protein 3
Exons: 15
Coding region: 977-6190 (1737 amino acids)
Biological process (GO): DNA-templated transcription
Cellular component (GO): nucleus
Source: RefSeq, a predicted model, not a curated record
GUGCUAUAAAUAUGUAUAUGUAAAAAUAACUACUUGUAAAUAUUUGAGCUGCAAGCGUUGGAGCAGAUGCAUGUGGGGGGUCAUCAAGUAACGUCCGCUAGCUGCACUCAGGCUACAAACAAACUUGGCAGCUAGGGCCUGUGCUAUAGCCGCCUAGCUAGCUCGCCGUUGUGCAUAUUUAUCGUCGAGCUGUCUAACCAUAUGUUUGCACAUUUUGUUUGGCGCUUUUGAAAUUUUCGGGCGCGGCUGUUUAUUGAUACAAAUGUGCUGCCUGUAAGGCUGAAUGGGUUUCAAAAAGUGAGUUAGCUUGGGUGGUAACUUCCUCCGUAAGUUACCGUUAGCUUGCUAACAUACGCGAUUGUCAUAAGCUGACAUAAACGUUAGCAUGUUAACUAGCUAACAACUCAUUGGCAAAACCUGGCGUCAGGAACGCCGUGCUUCUCGUGGACAGAAAGAUAUUUUUGGCUGAACUUAAAUAAAAGCGUCCAGAGAUGCGCUUUAGUUUGCUAACAUUCAUGUAGCGUUAUUGGUUUGCACACUGAUUGUGGCCUUCUCCAGGCUGUGAAGUCGUGGUGUUGCUUGAUGUGAAAAUAGUAGCAUUUACUAUUGCAAGUCGUUGGUUUUAGACAUGCUUUUCUUGUAUUUACAUUACUCACCCGAUAAAAGUCUUUGAAAAUGCACAGAAACAAAAAUAGCAGUGGCUAAGAAGCGUUGGGUUAACGUAUUAGGACUGCAGAGUAGCUGGAUGAGGCUUCCCAUAUGUGGAGAUUUAAGGUAUAUACCACUUUGCUCAUCAGAUACAACAUGUAUACACUGAACUGAUGGCAAAGUCUUCAGAAAGUGCACCGAUCGCUCGCUGUAACUUUGUUUUUUGUUUGUUAUCAGUCACAAAGUUUUCGCUGUCCCUCGAAAUCAGGGAAUAUUUUGUGUUUUUGUUGGUUUGCUUAGUUUGUACUACACUUGUCCCCGUAAUUUGAUGCAUUCUGUGGUGCAGGGAGAAACAAAAGACGUUGCUGUCUUUGAAAAACAAACAGAGAAACAUAUAUUAACAGUUUAUCAGUUGUCUGCUAUUCCUGCAUCUUUUCUGUGUUGUUUUUGGUGCAGGAAGGCAGCAGCAUUCAUGGAUAUUGUGGACACCUUUAACCAUUUAAUACCCAGUGACCAGUUGGAUGACUCCCUGGUAAUAGGUCAGAAUUUGGAGUGUGAAGCCAGUAAUGAGUUUGGGACAGGACUCAGACUGGAAGAUUCACUGAAGAACAUGCUCAGUGACAAAGAUCCCAUGUUUGGAUGUGCAAGCACUCAGUUCAGUCUGCUGGAAAAUGAAGACCCUGCUUUUCAGAUUGCUGGCUCCACAAGUCUCGAUAGUGGUUCGGCACCCACAGGCCUCCCUGUUGAACCAGCUGUUUCAGAGAGUGCACAAGUUAAGCAACUUGAUGUCAGGCAGAAGAAACGUUCACGCAGUUUAGAGAACGAACACAGUGGUGACCAGGAGCCUAACACACCCACCAAUACCAUGACCCGAGGGCGGCCGGCAAGAAAACCAGCCAACAGGCUAUCCAAGUCAUUUCUUAUUGAGAAAGGAGUCACAGGUCCUGAUCUAAAGAGAGAAUUAACUCUCGGAGGACGUGUCAACAUUAAUGAGCUUGAUGGUGGGGUCUGGCUGAAUCCAACUGUUGUAUUGAGACGACUGACAGUCACAAUUGGAGGUUUCAAGAUUGAAUUGCUACCAGGACCCUCGUACACACAGGGUGUCGAUGCAAACCAGUCUGCAUGCUCGGACGAUGGUUUUUCUUACGGUGGGGAAGUUGGUUUCACAGUUUUGCCAGAUGAAGCAGCCAGUGUACAGAAUCCCGCAGCAGAGAGUGUGGAAGAGAUGGAUGUAAGUCAGAAGAGCUCAGCUGAUGAUGCAAGUCAUGGGCUGGGCCCAUAUGUAAAUCCAAAUGAUGUACAGACGACAAACGGGACGUUAAAUACUGGCACGAAAGAGGCAAAACUUGACAAUCAGAGUGUUCCAGAGAAGCAAAAGCCAAUCAGUAAAGGAAAUGAUGUUAUUAAACAGCCACAGAGCAAAGAGAACAACACAGCUACUGUUAGUAACAAGACAGAUGGUAAUGAAAAACAACUGAAUGUGUCUAAAAUGCUGCCAAAGCCUAAACAAGGACCGUCAUCAGUAAAGAAUAAGGAAUUCGUUUUACAUAAAACAAGCAAUACAAUUAAGGAGCAUAAAGUUACCCAAAAUAUGCCAUCCAAAAUCACGCCAAGAGGAGAGCUGCACAAAACUAAAUCUGGAAAGGAAAAGCAAGAUGUUGUACCUUUGAAAAGGCCUGCAGAAAACAUUCAAAGUGAGCAUGCUACUAAAGUACAAAAGCUACAGGGUGCAGUAGAUGCUAAAGUGAAGCCAAAAUUACCAAGUUCUCCUACUUCUGUGGGAAAGAAAAUUCCAUCAUCUGGCAACCGCGUUGGUGAUCAGCAGGGACCAGCCAAACGUAGUACGCCCCAAAACAGCUCAAAAAGUGAGACUCCUCCCCCGCACAGUCAUCUAGGAAAUUCUUUAAAAACAUCUGAAGAAGGAGGGCAGGAAAAGUCCAAAAUGAAAAAGCUAGAGAAGAUUCUUCAGAGACAAAAGAGUAAAAAUGCAAGAAGCAUCUCUGUGGACGAGCCGCAGCUGUUUAUUCCAGAUAAUGCGCCCGUUGUGAAGAAGGACGCUGUGGACGAGCAAGUCGCUAAUAGUGAGACUGUGUGGGAUGGAAACAACUGUUGUGGCCUCUGCAAAAAGCACCACAAUAACAUGUUUAUGGUAGGUUGCGGUCGCUGUGAUGACUGGUUCCAUGGUGACUGUGUUGGUCUUGACCUGGCGAAAGUGCGAGAAAUGGAGGAGGAGGACCAGAUGUACGUGUGCUUGAAGUGCUGCGAGGAAGAAACCAAGAAGGUGGGGCCUGAGCCAGCGAGUGCACCCAAACCAGAAGCUCCAGCAAAGAGCGAGACACCUGACCAGAAGCUGCCUCCUAAACCUCGUCCUGGGUCCUCUCAACCCCUCACAUCAGGGGGAGUCAGACCAGUAAAAAAGGAUGCAGAGAGAAGGCAGUCCACAGAUGCCCGAGAAGCAACUCAUAAAACAGGUGUCUCAGUGAAACAAGAGUCAAAACAUAAGGCUCCAUCCUUGGCUUCAAAGAAACCCGUGUCUUUGGAGGCAAUCAGGAGAAGUGUGCGUGAUUCUCUGAAAGAAAUCCUCGUACAGAGAUUGAAGGACUCUGAUUUGAACAUCUCGGUGGAAAGGGCUUCCGAACUUGCAAAGAAGAUAGAGCGAGAACUUUUUCACUUGUAUAAAGACACUGACAACAAGUACAAGAACAAAUACAGAAGCUUAAUGUUUAACCUUAAAGAUACUAAAAAUAAUAUCCUUUGUAAGAGGGUUCUCAAAGGUGAAAUUUCUCCUGCUAACUUAAUUCGAAUGAGUCCCGAGGAACUGGCCUCAAAAGAACUGGCUGCUUGGCGACAAAGAGAAAACCGACAUACUAUUGAGAUGAUUGAAAAAGAGCAAAGGGAGGCAGAGAGACGGCCGAUUACUAAGAUCACACACAAAGGGGAAAUUGAAAUUGAAAGUCAAGAACCAGUAAAAGCACCGGAGCCUGUAGAGCUUGAACCUCCUCCCAGAGUGACUGAAGUCUCAGCAGAACCUCCAAAAACUCCAGAGAAGAAGGAAGAGAAUGCUAACACAGCUAAAGACACUACAAGCCAACACAAGUCUCACUUAUUUGACCUACACUGUAAAAUCUGCACAGGUCGAAUGGCACCUCCUGUUGAGGAGGCACCAACCAAAGUGGUUAAAGUUGCAACUACAGUGGUUAGGAGGCAGUCUACCAAAACAGAGGAGACAAAGGGCACCACGUCGCCCGCAAUCGACGAUGACCUGCACCUCACUGUCUUAGAGGAGAGCUUCCAAAAUGCUCAGACAGGGUACGAAGGACGGUCUGAUCAUGCAGCUGGAAGAGAGGAAGAAGCUACUUUCCUUUCCAACCUGAAGUGUCUGUGGCAAGGAUUCAUUCAUAUGCACGCUGUGGCAAAGUUGGUGACAAAAGCUUUUCCCGUCUCAGGUGUUUUGGACAACUUGACAGAGGACCUUCCAGAUAGCAUACAGGUUGGUGGGAGGAUUAGUCCUCAGACGGUGUGGGACUACUUGGAGAAAAUUCGGGCAACUGGAACAAAAGAAGUGUGCCUGAUUCGCUUCUCCCCUGAGACAGAGGAAGAUGAGAUCUCUUAUACUCUUUUGUAUGCCUACUUCAGCAGUCGUAGGCGUUUUGGGGUGGUGUCCAAUAAUUUGAAACAAGUGAAGGACAUGUACCUCAUCCCUUUAGGUGCCACAGAAAAAGUUCCACAUCAGCUUGUUCCCUUUGAUGGGCCAGGUUUAGAAAACAACCGUGGAAACCUCCUCCUUGGACUUAUUAUUCGCCAGAGACCGAAAAGGGAUUUUCUUACUGUGGAUGUGAACGAAUCUGCAAGGAUUAUUCCUGAAAUAAAACCUGUGGCCAUUUCCACAAAAGAAACCAGGGCAAAAGAGGAGGAUGAGAAAUUUUUUCUCUCUUCCUUGACUAGUGCACUUCAAAAGGAGAAGGAAAAACCACUUAACACUACUGAAGAUGUCGAUGAGCCUAUUGCACAGUCUUUUGAAGAAACAUCUGCACCAGAGGAGACCAACAAUCAGGAGCCUCAGAAACCCCUUCGCUUUCUUCCAGGUGUGCUAGUAGGCUGGGGUGGAGAAUUACCACCUCUGCCUGAUGUUGGGUUUAAACCCUCAAGUACAGCACAGGAUGCCUUGAAGACUCAGCCUGCUCCAAAACCGGAGACAUCAGUUGGGAGCUCAAAAAGUCCAACAGCUGCUGCCCCACGAGAGCGCUUUGUCAUCAAGAAGAAAGAAGCUAAACCUGCUAAAACUGAACCGGAGCUAUCAAGCCCAUCUGAUACAUCAGCUGCUACCAACUCGCUGGAAAAGAAAGCUGCAGUAGGGAGCCAGGGUACAUCUGUCUCACUCAAAGAUAAGCCUCCAGAUGUAUCGACUGAAGACUUCCUGGCAGGCCUGUCAGCAGCUCCAAGCGGGACUGAAACUAGCAGUGCUACGUCGGCAAACAAAGGCGACACUGGCCUUUUGUCUGAAAGUGAAAAAGAAACAACUGAAGGGAAUUCUUUGUUGCAGCCAAAAUCCCAGUCUGCUGCAGAUCACGCAAGUAGCUCAAAGCCUCCUUUAAGUGGAAUAUUGAAAAAAUCUUCAGCAUAUUCCACUGUGAAUGAAGAUAAAACAAUGGUGCCACAGAAGGAUAAAGCCAGCCUCCCAGAUCCUUCCAGCCCUAAACCUGUUCCUGUGUUGAGCAGCACUAGGAAUGAUCUAAUCGUCCCAUUUCACCAAGGAUAUUUACAGCUCUCUCAGGCCAAGCACAAAGCUGAAGAACAAAGUCAAACAGCCGUUCAGUCGUUUCCUUGUAAAAAGAAUGAGCCUGGUGUAGCGCAGGCUGGUGCUGUAUUGACUCAGACAGUGAAUCCUCCUACGGUCCAAGGAACUCCAGCAGAGUGUCAAACAGGAGCCUCUCAGUCCCAGUAUAACCCAGCAAUGGCACCAGCUCUCCCAGUAAACAACAGCACAAGACCGUCCCCGUUGCAGCAGCAACAGCCUCAGGAAUCUGGCAGCUAUGAUUCUCCAUCUGCCCCUACUUCUAAUACUGUACCCACCCCUCACAUCCAGAACCAGAACCAUAGCAUGCAGUGGGCUCAAGACAGCACUUCACAGGCUCCCCCUGGACCUCAGUCACAGUACCCCGAGAGUUGCUCUGAACCAUCUGGCCAACCCUCAUCCGUGGACAAAGACUACAAGCGUUUAGAGGAGCGAUACAGUGACCCGUGGGAGAGGCCGCGACACACAGAAGACAAAGACCACGGAAGGCACAGCUACCACAGGGACUCCUAUCACGGUAAAAAGAGCAGGCACCACGAGCGGGAGAAAAAGCACGAUCGCAGCUAUGAUGAUAAGUACAAGGAGAGGGGCAGGCACCACGGACAUUCAGAUGACCGCUAUGCUGAGAAGAGGAAAGAGAGGCAUCACAGCGAUGACUACAGCAGCCGUCACAAGGACAGGCACAGACAUAGACGGGACUCUGAUUACGAGAAUGGACGGAGAAGUUCAAAAGACAGUUACUCAUAAUUUUGUUCAGAGAGCGUUUGGGGCUCUCAGGAGGACUGUUCGGUUGUUGUUGGUCACACAGCUGGUACAAACCACUUUGGUUGGUGCUGGUGGAGUUGUUUUACGCACCAGUCUGCAUCUGUAUGCCGUGUCUUUCACUAAAGUUACGUUUUAUGUUACUCAGCGUACAAGCCAAAAUAAUAUAAUUUCAAUGGAAUUAUGAUAUUAUGGAUCAGUUCAGUUAAGACCAAGAAAAAAAAAGUCAAUAUUGGAACAUUUUUAACUUUUAAACUUUUUACUGUAAAUAUGUUGUUCAUAUUGAGCUGCUGUACUGAUUGGUUUCGGUCUCAAGGCAACAUAACAACAAACAAGUGGACCACUUGGAUAAUUUAUGCUGAGUUCAUUUGGCCUGAAUGUAAUAGAAGGUAUUUAACUGAAAACAGCAGCUUGAGUUUGUUUUUUUAACAUUUCUUUUAAAUUGCUUAAAUAUUUUAUAAACCUGCUUUCUAUUGAGAAAGCAUGUACAUGUUGACUUGUAAUUAGAGAUGAAGUGUGCCUUUGCACUGUGUUAUUGUACAGUUCGUAAUAAAGCUGAUCCUUUUUUUAUUGUUAAUUAUUUAAAGAAAUUCUUUGUCUAAAAAAUGUAUUAAAACCAACUAGGUCAGAGGUGUUAAAAAUGAGGCCUGGGGGGGAGAAUCGGCCCAGCAAAGACUCCAAUCUGGUCCACUGGAUGAUUGGGAAAAGUGAAGGAGGGCAUGUGUUUUUGAGUAAAGUGUAUUUUUAUAACUAAGUUUUACAGCUUUUCCUAUUGAUAAAGACCUCCCCCAUGGCCAUUCUUGUUAAAGGAACGAAGUAAUAAAGAAACAAAUGAUAGGAAUGUGCCUCUUUUUCACCAAUCUAUAGAAAUUUUGGUAAACUAAUAUUUUCUGUGAAUUAACAAAAACAAUGAGCUACCAGAAUGUUUUCCAUAUUUUCAUGUUAACAUAUAGAAAAAGUGAGACGUGCUGUUGAAAUUGUACUUCUUUUUAUAUUAAGAUAUCUCAGGGGUUUAAUGUGUAGGUAAACAUCUUUACACUGACAGAAAGGAGAGAUUCACUCAUCUGGUCCCUUUAAAAUCAAAGUGGUCUGUAUGUGGUGGAACUAGAUGGUUAGCAUUGCGACCUUGCAGCAAGAAGGUCCUUGGUUUGAAUCCAUCAUCUUGACGGGGAACCCCUAUGUAGAGUUUGCAUGUUCUCCCAUUGUGUGAGUGGGUUCUCUCUGGGUACUUCGGCUUCCUCCCACAGUCCAAAGACAUGCAGUUUGCGGGGUUAGUGCAUCGAUGUUUCUUUUUGUUAGCUCUUAAGCAAAAGA